Molecule: messenger RNA, 3033 nt
Organism: Nothoprocta perdicaria
Lineage: Eukaryota; Metazoa; Chordata; Aves; Tinamiformes; Tinamidae
Gene: AMER3
Product: APC membrane recruitment protein 3
Exons: 2
Biological process (GO): regulation of canonical Wnt signaling pathway
Cellular component (GO): plasma membrane
Molecular function (GO): phosphatidylinositol-4,5-bisphosphate binding; beta-catenin binding
Source: RefSeq, a predicted model, not a curated record
GCCUCAGUAGCAAGGCUAGGAGGGAGGAUUUCUGCUCAGUGAUAAAACAUGAAACAGAUGUGAUAAAGCAAGAUGGAGCUCAAGAGAGGUAAAACCUUCAUAAAAUCCAGUGUGCAACAUGAGAAAGCACCAUUGGUGCAUAUGCUUCCUGUAAACAAGGAUGAUAUGGGAAAAGACAAAAAGACAAUCCCAGAGGCACACCAGAGUGCAGCUGAAGUCCAACAGGCAUGUUUGGCCACACACAAGAACUACAGGUUUUCUAGCAGAGCAGCAAGGAAUGGGCCUGGUGAAAACAGCUUGGAAAAAUCCUCUGUCUCUUCCUACAAGCUUGUGCGGAAGAGUAAAACCCACGAGUGUGUUGCCGAGGCAGACAAGGCAGAGCAGUGCAGCCCCAGCAGCAGAGCUUCUGAAGAAGGUUUUUCUGGAAAAGGAAGGGGGCGACUUGUCAACAGCAUCAGCUUUUCUGGGGUGCCCAAUGGUGGCAGCAAGAGGGAGUGUGUGGUCAGCCACAGCCGGUCUGCGUGCAGCAGCCAGCAGAUGAUAGAUUACAGGAACUUUGUACCACAGAUGCCUUUUGUACCAGCUGUCGCAAAAACCAUUCCCCGGAAGAGGAUCUCCCUCAAGAGAUCUAAAAAAGGCCUCAGAGAGAUAUUUCACAUAAGAAAGAAUAAACCAGAUGGCCUCACGUUCUUGGCUGAGAAGGACAAGCCUCUGCCCUCUCCAGGCUGCAAGGGUGAGCUGCCGGGACGCCUUGCAAGGUAUCUUUUCAAAACUGGAGAGGCAUUCGGAGCUGACUGCUUGUCACAGGACUGCUCGGACAGCGAGUUGCAGUCCGACUCUUCCUAUGACUACUGCAACACUCUGUGUGAAGAUGUUGCCUCGCUGAAGAGCUUUGACUCCCUCACAGGCUGUGGGGAGAUCUUUGCUGACGAGAGCUCUGCUCACCUGGAGCUGGAGAACAGCAAAGAUGUUCUGGUGAGACGAGCCAAAAACAAAGACAGCCCCAGCAUGGGUUCUUUCCAAGGCGGUGUGGAGCAGCUGGCCUCUCCUGGCCAGAACGAGACAGUUGAAUUUUCCAAGUUUUGGGACAGCAUCAACAAGUCAGUGAGGUUACAUCAGAGUACUCUGUUUGAUAACAAGCUUCUGAAGACACCCAGUCCUGAUGUGGCAAAGGCUAAAAACCAGGUAGCUACAUCUCUGCCAGACUCCCAGGUGUCACCUGAAAAAGAUGAUGACAAUUCCAAAGAAAGCUCUGUAGAAACAGGAACACCGAAAAGCGACAACCAGGAAUCCACAUCCACAAGCGAUGAAGGCUACUAUGAUUCAUUCUCUCCUAGCCAAGACGAAGAAAUGAAGGAAGCUCAAACCCCGGGCGUCCCCAGCAAAUUUCCAAGAGACAGCUACAGCGGGGAUGCACUUUAUGAUCUCUUCUAUGACCCAAACGACGUGAAAAUAGACCCAGUCCUAGAUGAUGACUUGUGCACAUCUGAAAGUGUUUCAGAACAAGCCAUUGAAAUCCCACUGUCCAUUUACAGCUUCCAUGUUGGAGCAGAGGAAAACAUGGCUUCCCAGCCAGCUGUAGACAUUAUCAGCCAGGGCUUUUUCCGCAGCACAUGGAAAGGCAAAGAAUGUUUGCUAAAGCUCUGUGAUACUGAACUUUCACUGACCAUGGGGAUAAUAAACUGGUUGCGAAAACACACUGGGCUCGUUUCCUCCCCAGACUCUCUUCACAGUCCUCAGUCACAGCCAGGAAAGUCUGAUGAUACUGUGAACGCUCCCAACCCCAGUUUGGAGCAGAAAGUGAGCACAGAAACUCAGCAGGAGAAACAAAGCACGAGAGACCCUGAGACAUGUAACCUGCAGGUCUCUUUGGAUGAAAGCAAAGAGGCAACCCAGGUCUCUUCAGUCGACGCUGCUGAACAAGACUACAGCCUAGACUCUUGCCCUAACACUUCUAACUUGGAUAUCCAUGAAAGGGAAGGGAAUCACCACAAGGAUUCACCUGCAAUGUCUAGGGCUUUGGAAGCCACCAGAACAUCACAUUAUGCACCACAGUCACAGGCCAACAGAGAUGAUCUGCAGGUAUCAUCAGUUGAGAAUGAGAAGAUGACAGCUUCAAAGGGAUGUGAGACCUCCAGAGAAAAAACAACAUUGAUGGAAAGUUUGAACAGGGACCAUGACUUCAAGAGCUCUGAAAACCCUUUGUUAAAUGAUAGCCAUGAAAUAGAUUCAUGUUAUUCCUACAAGACUGCUGCCACCUCACCCCUGGCCCCCCUGGACAGGGAGGACACAAAGAAACCACUAUAUCAUUCAUUGUCAGUCUCAAGUGACAAGCCACUUCAGCCUCUUCCCCUUGGACACUUUCAGAGCUACAUCAGCCCCACUUCAAGGGAGGGCAGCACUAACAUCGUGCAGCUUUUGGAGCGCUGUGUAACCCAAGUGACAUCCUUAAAAAUCAGCUAUGAAAACCAGCACCUGGAGGACAAGUACUUCGGAAAUGAAAUGAACAGUAUCAUUUGUAAGAUGUCGCAGUACCAAAACAAGUUACUGCUACAAAAUGAAUGCAGCUCCAUUGCCCAUAGGUCAGACUACUCCAGUCUCCCUUGCACCAAUCAGUAUAGUUAUGAAACAAGUCUCAGAGCCAGCAGCAUGUAUCACUUGAAGCAAAACGGGGUGCAAAUUUGCUCCGAGGAUCAGGAAAGUAAAGCAAGAAUACUGGAUGAGGUCACUAGGAGCAAGUUAAAUUUCCAAUACGCCCAGAUAAAUAAUCAAGCCCUCUCCUACCUAAAAGACCUCACGCUUGACCUCAGCCCAAGUGAUUCUUCCUCUCCUCCAGCUCUGAGCCGGCCGACGUUUUUACCUCUAUUUAACUCUGUCUGUUCUGACCUGCCAUCUGACUUUUCCCAAGCUUCACACAGCACCAGCUUCUCCCUGGCAAAGUCGCUGCAGGCGGAGGCCGGGCGAGGCAGCGCCGGCGUGUGGAGCCAUGCGGAGGCCCCCUGCGCAGCAUGGGCUGGUGGCAGCGCCCUGUCC